Messenger RNA from Puntigrus tetrazona (Sumatra barb), 1412 nucleotides. RefSeq names its product transmembrane protein 119a (gene tmem119a). Bases 245 to 916 code for a protein of 223 amino acids. Gene Ontology annotation, cellular component: plasma membrane. Gene Ontology annotation, biological process: positive regulation of bone mineralization; ossification; positive regulation of osteoblast differentiation. The record is from RefSeq and is a predicted model, not a curated record. The transcript is spliced from 2 exons. Lineage: Eukaryota; Metazoa; Chordata; Actinopteri; Cypriniformes; Cyprinidae.
AGAAAGAGAAGGAAAGGAAAAAGGGAGGAGAUGGAGCGAGAGGGGAGGGAAAUGUCCUUCUGCAAUUAUCCAGAUUUUUUAGGAAAACCCACACAGUCCGAAGCUUCCAUAAGCCUUUCAGGACAGGCACAGGCAGCUUUUUCUUUCACAACUGUAUUUGUCUUUUUUUUUUUAUUUUGCAUACCUGUAGCUUGAAGUGUUGUCUCGGGGACAGGAAGUAACACCAGCAGUCUUUAGAGGAAGCAUGUCACUCUCUCUGCGCUUUGUUUGCCUGCUCCUGACUGCUCUCUGGGGCAGCAGUUGCUUCGCCAAGCCCGCCCCGUUCAAUGUGUCAAUGGAGGGUAGCGGGGAUGAACCCGAGCUCAUCUUUCCCAUCGCCCGUACCACCCAUGUUCCUCCAUCCACCUCGCCUCCUCCCAACAUAACAGCCACUUUCAUCCGCAUCAAAGACUUCCUUUUCAACCAGGUGGUGGACUUCCUGAAGGAGAACUUGCUUCUCAUCAUUGUGGUGACCUCUCUGUUGGUCGUCAUCAUCUUCAUCGUCUGCUGUGCUUCAGCGAUGAGCCACAAACGCAAGCUUGAGGCCUACUAUCCUCCGAAGACCUACGCACCCAGGAAAUACAUGAGCCAGCCUAGUAAAGCUACGGAGAACCCACACAACCAGAUUCAGGAAGGUAAGACCACAAGCGCAAAGACCCACCGGGAACCCACUAAAGCACUGGUGGGUGAGAAGGACGGAAAAGACCCCCGGCCCAAGCCGAAAGAGGUCCUAAAGGUGGAGGAUGUUGAAGAGGUGGAGAUGCAGAAAGACGAGCCUAAGAAAGAUGAGCCUCAGCCUACCACUUCAAAUGUCUCCUUCAGUCAGCCGCUGGUCUGCACGUGCCACCUCAGAAAGGCCAAUCACACCACAGCAUGAGAGCUUUUACUGUAAUGGGCAGGAAUGACCUCCAUCCCAAUUUUUUCUACUGCUACAUAUGAAUCUUUUGGUAGAUAUGGUGCCCACAGUCUUACUCUUUGUUUAUGUGACGUCAGAGGAACAAUGGGAAAAAAAAAACAUGUUUUAUCAACUUUUGUUUCUUUAAAAAUGAGUACUGAAUAAGAAAAUCAAAACAGUGAGUUGAUAUUUUUAUUAUUCGUGUGGAAAAUAACACUUGAAACUAUUUUGUGAAUCUCUUUUUACUUCUGAGAGACUUACAAAAAACAUCUUUUGAAUCUUUUUCUGAUCCCUUUCCUGUUGUAUUUUACAUAUGAAAUGUCUAUAUGCAUGGUAACCCUUAAUUUAUGCUGUAUUUUCCGAAGCUGUUCUCAGUUGUUUCUAUCUAAACUUCAUGACUUUCCUCAGUAUUGGAUUUCAUUAGCUAACAUUUUGUCAGGUAUGUUUUGUCAUGAAAAAUAAACUCUCAGAAAAUGAA